This is a messenger RNA of Arachis ipaensis, 632 nucleotides long. Lineage: Eukaryota; Viridiplantae; Streptophyta; Magnoliopsida; Fabales; Fabaceae. The record is from RefSeq and is a predicted model, not a curated record.
AUGAAGGAGAGGUUGAGCUUGUCAAAGGUGGAUUUGAAAAGGAUAUCCGCGGAGCUUCCCUGGUCUACCAAUGUUCGAUGGAGAUUGGCAUUGGCUAUAAAUUUUUUCCCUCUAAAGCUCAGAAUUGAAGUCACCCUUUCAGUAGAGAAGAAAACCCUCCUACACUCCUGCACCGCGAGAAGGAAACCCUGCCUCCUGUACCAUGCGAAGAGCGUGAAGCCUCACCGUCGCGAAGAUCAUCGCACCCCAGUCCCCACUCACCACUCAGCGCCACACCGUUGUGAAGAUCAUGAAGCUCACACCGUUGUGAACCCUCCUGCACUGAUCGUCGCGCGCCGCCCAUACCACCGUCGUGAACCCUUCUGCACUGAUCUCCGCACCACUCACGACUUCGCCACUCACCGUCACUUGCGCCCUCCUGCAUUAAGCGUCAGCUGUGCCCUCACCAUCGUUGUCUCUGCGCUCACAUCGUCGAGAAGGUGCUGUGUUAAGGAAGAAACAAAUUUUUUUCUGCAACCCAGCAUGUUUAAGGAGAGUCGCAAGCUUCUACUGUUGUCUCUGGACAAGAAAUCCACAGGCUGUUGUUAGGGAGGUCUAGAAGACGAUGGAGGCAUAAGAUGCCAAAUGCUGAC